This is a messenger RNA of Eurytemora carolleeae, 15527 nucleotides long. RefSeq names its product E3 ubiquitin-protein ligase UBR4-like (gene poe). The record is from RefSeq and is a predicted model, not a curated record. Gene Ontology annotation, molecular function: zinc ion binding; protein binding. NCBI's taxonomy places the organism in Eukaryota, Metazoa, Arthropoda, Copepoda, Calanoida, Temoridae. The transcript is spliced from 54 exons.
GCUGUGCUGAUUGGAGGCGAGGAUCUUGAACCUGGAGUACAUGCUGAUCUUAUCAAAAGUCUGGAGGAGAAUUCACCUAGUUUCUUAAAACAUGAGGAACCACAGACUCCAGAUUCAGAAUUCGCCAGAACUCCAGAUUCUCCUGGGUUUGCUAGUGAGAUGAAUCGACCUCUAACAGAUCUGACCAGUUCUCUGCUAGAGGAUAUAUUGGAACCUAACCCUGGGGAGAUCAGCAUCACUAAUUUACAGGAGAAUUGGGUUACUAUCCUAAGAAAGGCUGGAGCAUGUUCGGUCCUUGUAGAUGCUAUAUACUCUCUACCUCUAAUUGAACAGUAUAUACACAGGUGGCAGGAUACAAUCCUUGAAGGAGCUCGUCCCCUGCCUCUUGCUCCUGGUCAGGGGGCCCAGGUCUGCGCCGACCUCCUUGCUCUAGAAGCUGAGAUAGAGUUGAUCUCGAGGAUCCUGCAGCUUCCUCUUUACCUCAAUACAGAUUUCACAAGAUUUCAAAAAGUGAGUGGAGCAAUUUUUGGGUGUGUUCUAGCAGCUCUCACAGCUUCAGCAGCUCUUUCAGCUGUCACAGAUCCUAAACCAGCGUGGGAGACAUCUGCGAAACAGAUUGUUGAGUUGAGCUUGACUCUGGCCAACAAUAUGCUUACGGUUACUGGGAAGAGUAGUAGAUUAGGAGCUGCUUCAGCUGCAAACCUGGGUACUAGCCUCGCCUGGCUUAUACUAACUGGGAUACAUGCAGGAUUUGAAAAAGAAAAUGAGAGCUUCUUUUGCUCCUCUACAGUAUCCUUCACUAACUUCUCCUUGGAUCUUCUCUCUCAUCUUAUUUUAGAUCUCAAGGAUGAAGACUGUAGUGUUAGCAAGGUUGAACCUGCCAACUUCAACCUUGGCGCUUCCUUUAGCAGUCUACAACGUAUUGUUCUCAUCUACUCCUCGGUCCCGGUCUAUGCUCUCCUGCUCAGGAUCUCCAAGGCAUCCUACAGAAAGUCCCGGAUGUUGAUGAACCUGCAGAAACCGGAAAUUGAGCAAACUCUCGGUUCUGAUAAGAACAGUUACCUAACUUCAGAAUCACAGACUGAAGAGGAACCCAUUCUGGGACAAUGGAUGCAGGAUAUUCUUAAACCUGCUCCGGGAUCUAGAUCCAGCACACCUCAGGAACAUGAUGAUCAGGGAGUUGAAACAAGUGUAGAGGAACCAAACUUGUAUCUUCUCCUCUCCUCCCAGAUACUUGCCUGGUUAUCUGAACAAAUGAAGAACGGAGAUGAAGGGGGUUGGAUGAAUGAGUAUGUUCUUUCUUCAGCUAACCUUGAAUUUAUUGAAAUCACUGGGUCCUUUAUUCAAGAAGCUGACAAGGAUUCAGUUUCCAAACAUCAUUUCAACUCUUGGGCUGAAUUCUCAUCCAGUCUAUUUUUGUUCACACAUAAUCUUGUUUCAAUCAUUGGUCCAAAUCCAGAGCUGUCAACCAAGCUCCUAUCCCUCUUAGGAUUAGAUCCAUCCCUUCCUAACUCUGAACCCUGGCCUCUUUAUGUGCCUGCUCGUAGCCUUUCCAUCUUAGCCCAAACCCUGCUCAUUCGGCAGAAGCUUGAGGUAGACCCCUACAGUGUCAAGGUUACCAAUCAGUUCAUGCUUAUGUGGGAGCGUGUUAUCAAUAGUGUUGUAGCUGCUGCUAAUGAUACCAACAGUAAUACUGAUGUAAAUGUAGAGAAUCUUCAGCUGAUGCUUCUGCUCUUCCACUCCCUUCAACUGAUGCAGAAGAAGCAUGUUCUUUUAAAUGCCUGUAAGAGCUUACUCUCUAUUUGCACUGGAAAGCCGGAUAAACCAACCCUGCUGUACUACAUGAUGUUGGCAAGGAUGUGCCUCUUGGUUGAUUAUUUUAUUAGACAUCUGUAUGAACCCCCAGCCUCUCUUCUUCCCCAGGUAAAAUCCAAUCUUUUCAAUAAAACCUCCUUUACCUCCCACCCUGCUCACUUCCCCAUGACAACAAUGGAGGACUGUGGUGAGAAACCUCAGUACUACCUCCUUAGCCCUACUAUCUACACCACCUCUAUGGAGGUUCCCAAACUAGAUGGGUUGGCAGUCAGUUUUCUCCUCGGCUCACCUGAGACCUUGGAUUAUGCUGGUCUGUAUGAAAGCCUAGUCGACCGGAUUGACAUAGUAAAGUCUGGUGCAGGAGAAGGACUGGGUAAGGGAACUAACUACUGCUUUAACAUCCUGUGGCGACUGCUUCAAUCCCUCCCCCCUCCAGCACCAUUCCUGGCUAGACUGGAAACCCUAGCUGGUAUAAAGGAACCUGACCAAACUCUGACCUACGGGUUUAUCCUCCAUGCAUUGAUUAUCGGACCAAGGUCAGCUAACAAGAAUUUCUCUACUUGGAUCAAAGAAGGUCUUGUGAAGCAAGGGCUUCUACUUGGAAAUGCUGACUCCCUGUUGAAGUCUGUAUCUGCUGAAGUAAACAGUAUUACCUUUCAGGUGUCUCUUCUCCAAAGUUUCUUACUAGUGAUGGAGGCAAGGAUGAAUCAGAAGAGCACCCCAGAGCUAGCUGAUCUCCUAAUUCUGGAUGCUUUGAUUGCAGGAUUCCAGAUCUCUCUAGAUAGAAUCUUCUCAUUGUCAAAGUUUUCUGCUCAAACUGAUACUCCUCUGGAUACGAAGCAGAAGAGAGAAGACUGGGUUGUGGGGAACCUCCCGCAAAGUGUUGAAUGCGCCCAGCAACUGGUGCCUAGUAUUGCAAGGUUGGUAAACCUUUUUAACCAGGCAGCAAGGAACAUUGUCCUUGAUAGGUUCAAGCAGAUACAGGAGAAGAAUAAAUCUGAUCUGGAUAUAUCCAGUAGUGCAACUCUUCUUCAUAGCAUCUGCAUCAUUGGAUCCCGGUGUCAGGCCACUGACAAUCUGGCCAUGAAUAUUACUACUAGUCUACCCGCAGCUCUAAGAACAGCACUUGAUGAAUGGUCUUCUACCUCCAUCGCCUCUUUCCCUCCGCCCAACGGUUGGAAAAGUCAAUACGACAAGGACCCUAUUCCUGGGGAAUCCUUUAUCUUCUCAACAAUCCUCUCCCACACCCAACUGUUGAACCUAGAUUCUGCUACACCAAGAUCCUCCUUGAAGCAUGUAUUGUCUAGUGCUGCUAGGUUUGCGUGUGAUCUGUUUGUGUGGUGUCCUGACUCUGGUCCACAGAGGAAUAGAUUAGUAUCAGCUCUGUUCCCUCUCCUUCUUGAUUCAACUACAGAGUUCCUGGCAGAUCUACUCUCACUCUCCCUAGAGAGAUAUGUUGGAACAGGAGAAAGUGAGAGCAGUCUAACUUCAGUAUACGAACUAGUUCUCCAGCAUGGAUACUCAAUACUAGUGGAUAGAAAUCAGAACCAGCUACUCAAGGCCGGUCAGAGUAUUCCUCAGGAGAUAAUUCAGUAUAUGGAGAGGAUGCUUGAUAAACCUGUUGGUCGGAAAUCAAUCUGUGCAUUCUUCAAUCCUGCACAACUACAUGUACCUAAACUAAUAGAGGUUUUAUUAUCUCUGGCUUCUCCUGAUCUAUCUCCAGCAUACGCUUCAAGAGUUCUCAGAUUCUUUAACAAGCUCUUCCAGAUGUCGGAACGAUAUAAGGAUGAGAGUGGACUAGUUGAACUAUGCCAGCAGGUUUCAGGUUUGCUCCAGGUUCCCAGCUCCAGGCUCAUGGACUGGCUCAGAUAUCUUGUGGUUGGAAUGUUCCAAGGAGAUGUAGAGACUGAAGUAGAGGUUGAUGUUGAUGCUCUUUUCCAAGGAGAAGAAGUUAAACUGGACAAUGUCCAGGAGAACAGGAUAAUGCUACAGAACCUUACCAAUCAUAUUGUUAAGUCUGAUUCUGGAGUUGAUGAGGAUGUUCCUCUAACAAUCCUCUCCCUCCUCAUCCCUCUAGCUUCGGACAUCCUCAGCUCACCCUCUGGUCCUGCUGUAGGAUUCCCCGACCUCAUGGCUGUCCUCACGGGACUCGCCUCCGCCGGGAACGGGAAGGGUCAUGUGAUCCUGUUUUCGGCCGUUGCGGACUGGUUGGAGGUCGUGAAGAAGUAUUUGGUCCAGAAGAACGUGGUGGAGAAGCUGGAGGCAGGGAAUAGCUCCGGGAGGCACAUGAUUAUGCUGGAGAAUGCCACAACACUACUUCAAUAUAUCAGCUCUGUUGUGUCUGCUCUGAAGUAUGGCUCUGUAAGAUGGGGUCUACCUGCAGUGGAAAGAAGUUCUAGUCCCCUUCAGUCUGAUCUUAAUGAUGAUAUGUCAUGGACAGAUGAAACACCAGGAGAAGAUGAGGACAGUGGAGAUGAAAGUGAAGAAGAUACUCUAGAUGGAAAACUCUGCACAUACACACAAACAGCUAGGGUUUUCAUGAAUCAGCAUUGGUAUCAUUGUCACACCUGUGGUCUGGUGGACCGGGCUGGUUGCUGCUCUGUCUGUGCUAGAGUUUGCCACAGGGAUCAUGAUGUGACUUACAGCAAACACGGGAGCUUUUUCUGUGACUGCGGAGCAAGGGAGGACGGAAACUGCAAGGCUGUUGCCCCUAGAGUUGCCCAGGCAGAAGAUACUAAUCGUAAACCUGUUUAUUCCGGAACUGAAUCAUUCCGGCUUCGUUCCUCUAGUCCCCAGAAGGAGAUGGUUGAGACCAAAGACAAGUUGACCGGUGUUGAACUAGAGCUGGCCAGACAUGUAGACUCCUACAAGGAACAGCUGAUGGAUGUCCUUAAGGGAAAGAACUGUAUUGCUGCACUGCUUGAAAUCACAGAGGCCUUUGUGCCUGUGCUUGAGUCUAGUGCUAGGUCUGCUGCUCCUCUAGGAGCAAUGACAAGGAUUAGAGCUGCGCUUGAUACACUUCAUCAUGUGACUAAAACAUUUGAGGUCAAUGAUCAGCUUGUACUGCCAACAUUGGGAUCUCAGGAGGGUGCUUUUGAGAAUGUCAAGAUGAACUUCAGUGGUGAACAGGGACAGGCAAUCAGACAACUUUUAAAUGCACAUAUGAUUAGACGAGGCAUUAUGUGCUGUCUAAAUUCCAGCGGUGGAAAGCGUCAACACUUGGCUGUUUCUCAUGAAAAGGGUAAAAUUACUGUGCUACAACUCUCAGCACUGCUGAAGCAAGCAGAUUCCAGUCAGAAGAAAUUAACUCUUACAAGGCUAGCUUCUGCUCCAAUACCCUUUACUGUUCUCUCUAUGGUGUCCAACCCAAUCAAUGAAAAUUUCCUUGCUGUAUGUGGACUUAAGGAUUGCAGGGUUCUUUCCUUCAAUGCCAAUGGAGGAGUCUCUGAACAGCUAGUUCUGCAACCCCAGCUGGAAGCUGCCAACUAUAUCAUAAAACCAGUUUGGUUGCCAGGCUCUCAAACACAACUAGCAAUCAUUACAGCAGAUUAUGUUAAAAUAUAUGAUCUAUCAUCUGAUGUACUGUCUCCAGCAUACUACUUCCUUAUUCCAAGUGGCAAAAUCAGGGAUACUACCUUUAUUCACACAGCAGAGGGGGAGAUGUACCUCUUGCUGAUGUCAUCUGCUGGACAUAUCUACUUCCAGCUUCUCUGUGAUGAGUCCUCUGCUCGACAUGGCUCCUUUUACGUAACCAACAUCAUGGAUGUAAACCAUGCUGAUGUAAAAGAUAGCAAUGGCAGCCUAUGUGGAGGAGGGGUGUCUGUUUACUUCUCUCAUGCUCUUCAGAUGCUGUUCUUUAGCUAUGCUGCUGGAAAAUCAUUCAUGGCACCAAUCACAAUGGAUAUAGAAGAACUUCUGUCUGUUUUCUUGAUUCAGUAUAAGCCAACACCUUCCACUGGGAGUAAGAAUAAUGUCCCUCAACCACUUUGUGGCUGGAAUGAAGUGUCUGGACACCCUGGUUUAGUCACUGCAGUUCUGCAACAGGCUGGUAAUCCUGUUAUUCUUAUGGUGCAACCUGAGAAAUGUCUCAUGCAGGAGAUAAAGAUGGGGACCAAGGCUAAAAUCAUGGACAUGGUUUCCAUCAGACAUCUUUCAACCAACACCACUAGCAGCAUAGCUGGUGAGGAGAAGACAACUCUCAUUCUGCUCUGUGAGGAUGGAAGUCUCAAGAUUUAUAUGGCAAACGCAGAAGCUACUGGAUACUGGCUUCAGCCACAGUUUCAACCAACUGGCUCUCUUGCAUUUACUAGGCCACAAAAGAAGAAAAAGGCAUCCAAACUGCAUAGAAGCUCUGGACUUGUCCAUUUCAACCUGGACUUUUUUGAGCAUUGCCAACAGCAGGUUGCUGAUAUCGAGUUUGGUGGUCUGGAUAUUCUGCAAGUUUACAACAUUCAACAGGUUAAGGUUAGGCUUCAGAACAAUAACCUGUAUAUUGCCAAUACCAAGCCAGGGGGUUUCCAAAUGGAAAUAUCUAACAAUGACUCCAACUCUGUUAUUGUUGCCAUUAGAGUGCUGUUAGGGUCUCAAGACACCGUUAGGAUUCCAAGCACCAUUGAAAUAUUUGGAAGACCAUUGCAAGUAAAUCUGUCAAGAGCCCGUUGGUUUGAGCUUCCACUAACCAGGGAGGAAAGUAUUCAAUGCCAUGGUAAACUAACAGUUACCUUUGGACCCACAUUGGACCCAGAUGGAGUAAAUAUGAUAGAUAGUAUCCAGGUGUGGACUAAGUCAAAGGAAUUGUUUGGUUGGCCAGAGGACAAUGAUGAAUACUCAUCAGGUAUCUCAGCAGAAAGUGGAACGGAUAUUGAAAAGGUUUCUGUGCAUCCUUUAGCACUGACACCAGUUGAUAAGGUUGUUAUGUCAACCUUGGAAACUUUGGACUCAGCUCUUUCUGUUUGUGAUGCAAAGGUUUUAUCUGAAACUCAGUUUGGGGUUGCUCUGUCUGUGUCAACCAAGCUUCUGGUUGCUCCUGGCCCUGCACUGGUUCAGAAAGCUACUAAAUCUGUCCUUACUGCUUUACAUCCAAACAAGGUCUCCUGCUAUCUCCAUACAGAUGCAGCGCUUCUCAAGCAUGCAACUGCAAUGCUUGCCAGCACAAGUGAUCUGGACUGUGAGAAGUUCCAUCAUCUUGUUGCCAUUGCCAGGAACAUUGCCGUGUCAAGGCCUAAAAACUUGGUGAAGUUUGCGGAAACUCAUGAUGAGACAAAUCAAGGAUCCAAAAAAUUAGAAAGUAAGCAGACCAAGAGCCAGGAGUGUCAACAGUUCAUGAACUUGUUAAUAGAAGCAUUCUGGAGGCUUCUAAAGGAGAUACCAGCCAAUUCUCUCGCUGGAGCUCUUGGACAGCCUGGACUGACACAUGUUGAAUCUACAGUUCAAGCUUUAGUUGAAAUCCUUCAUGCCUUCUCCUUUGUUGAUCUUGAUACUGCAGGAUUCACUUCUGACCACUACAUUAGCUUCUUACUUUGUGAAGAUAAACGAGUUUCCUUUCCUGCCAGAGGAGCAAUUGUCAGAGCUGUUAGACCAAGACCUAAAAAAAGGAAGCUAGUGGAAAUUAGUACAGCAAAGGAGGGUUCCUCUAAACAAAGUUCAGCCCCUGCUCCUUCCCAACCUAGAGAGCAAUCUGGGUCAAGGUAUCAACCUCUACAUGAAAACAAUAGACAUGAUGAUGAACAGGAAGCUGAGCUAAACCAAGGACCUGGAGGAAUACACCUUGGUGGAGUAGCCGGAAAUCUCAGGGAACUUCUUCCCAUCCGUGGAAACCUCCCUGAUAUGCUUGAUCUCCCUGCUGAUGAAGCUAUGGUUGAAUUAGCAAUAGCUCUAAGCCUACAGGAUCAGGAUGGAGGUGGUGGAAACCAGCUCUCACAAGGUCUUCAGGGAUUGCAACAACUGGCCAACCUUGGCGAAGGACUUGCUGGAAUCCUUGGAGGACAUGACAAUGAAAGUGAUGGUGAAGAUGUUGUAGAAGUAGAUGAAGAGGAUGAGGAAGAGGAUGAAGAAGCUCCAGAUGGUGCAGAUGAAGCUGCUCAGUUUAGUGAUACAACUGCUUCUGCUCCAGGAAGUGAUGAUGAAGGUUCUAUUGGUGGAGAAGAGCAAGAAGGAGGAGAGAGGGAGAACGCAGGAGGAACUGGUGGAAGUGAUUCGGGUGGCAGCUUAGCUGACAUGGCUAGUGUGGGAAAUCUAUCCACAGACAAUUACAGAUAUGAUACUGAAGGUGAAAGAGAGAAAAGUAACUGUGAACCUCAAGUUGAAGAUGCUGAAGAAACUGACAGAGAGUCUCGUUUAGCUGGCUUGCGACAGUUGCUUAUUGAGAAACUAGUUUCUUAUAUAAAAUCUUUAAAAGAAGUUGGUGGAACUCGAUGCAUUCCCUACAUGCAGUUAGCUCUUGCUCUCAGCACAGAUUUAGACCUGGAAAAUGACAGAGAACAUGCAGCCUUGAAGAGUCUGAUCCAAGCACUUCUUAAUGAAAUGGACAUGGGAUCUACUCUUUCUACUGAUCCUUCCUCUAGAAACGCUAAAAAAGAAUUCCAACUUCUAAUCCUCCGUUUGUUCAGUGUUCUCAUGUCCAGAACUAGAUCCUCUGGCUCACCAGGCAAGGAUGAAGAGACUAACAGUGUAAGCAACUAUGUUGGUUCAGCACUAGCCCAGGCCGGUCUUCAUACUCAUUGUUUAUCCAUACUGAAGAACCUGCUCCCUUACUGGCAGGGUCUACCUAUAGACGAUACUGGAGUACUUGCUGGUUGUGAACUCCUCAAACCUCUGGUGGUGUCUUCUGUUCCUGACAUGGCACCCUUCUUCUUGAAGCAGUAUGUAAAAUCUCAUACCAACGAUAUAUUUGAAUCCUAUGCACAACUUCUCACAGAGAUGUCGCUUCGGAUUCCUUACCAGUUGAAGAAAAUUUCAGAUGGAGAGAGUCAUCCAGGUCCUCACUUCACCAAUGAUUGGUUUUAUCAGCUCUGUGAGCUUAUGAUGACUCCACAGGCUCCCUUUGUGAAGCGUCAGGUUCGGAAGCUGUUACUCCUGAUCUCCGGUAGCAAGGAACAGUACAGGCAUCUCCGGGAUAUGCAUACUCUGGAGACUAGAAUCAGAGAAAUUAAGGUGACCGUAAGCAAGGGUGGAUUCAAUCCGCUGAUUGGAGAGGACAAGAUUAUCAGCCUUCCUUACGAUACGCUUAUAAAGCUGAUAGAACAGUUAAAGACAUGUGUGGAGGUUGCUGAGAGUAGAACCUUGAACUGGCAGAAGUUCUGUAUGAGUGAUGAGACCGUUCUACCCUUUAUCAUCAAGAUAUCCUUCCUAGUAGAUAACGGUGUUUCACCGUUCCUUCUCCAGCUUCUACAGGCAGCACUCUGCCCACAGCCUAAGGAUAAGAACAGGUCUAAGUCUAGUAGUCCAGUAAAGAGUGUACGGAAAGAUAAGAUGAGAAGUGAAGAACCAGAUGUUGACGGAGAACUGUGUUCUGCAGAUGAGAACCUUUGUAUUGCUCUCUCCCAGCAGGUGAUGAGUUCAAUCCAUCCAAGUGGGUCAACCUUCCCAGUUAGUUCUAGUCUCUCCAGGUUUAUUGAGAAGUUUCUCAUGGAAUGCAACACUACUGCUGUGAGAUGGCAGGCUCAUGCUCUACUGGUCUCUCUCCAGUCCUAUUCUACACCUGGAGAUAGAACCAGAAUACUUGAAGUACUCUGGCAGCUCUGGAGCAAACUUGCAAACCACGGCAGGCGGUCAGCUCAGUUUGUUGAUUUACUUGGAUACUUCUCCGUACAGGAGUGCAGGGAGGGAGCAGAGGAGUUCAUGUCCAGAUACUCUCUCAUGGCAGUUGCGAUGCUCAAAAAGCAGAACCGUAUACUAUCCUCACACUCUAACUCAGCAAUCUAUACCUCGCUAGCCCAGCUAGUUGAUUUUACAGGAUUUUAUCUUGAGUCUGAUCCCUGUCUUGUCUGUAACAACCCAGAGGUUCCAUUCUCUCCAAUCAAACUCAGUAAUCUUAAGGUUGAUACUAAAUACACAACUAGUAACCAGAUGAUUAAACUCACUGGAUCUCACAGUAUCAGCAAGAUUACGCUACGGAUAGGAGAUCUUAAGAGGCAGAAGAUGGUUCGAACCAUUAAUAUUUACUACAACAAUAGAUCUGUACAAGCUGUAGUAGAGUUGAAGAACAGAGUUUGUCACAAGUGCCGAACUAUUAACUACGACGAGAAGGAUCCCUUCCUUUGUAACUCCUGUGGGUUCUGUAAGUAUGCAAAGUUUGAGUAUAGUCUGACCGCUAGGCCCUGCUGUGCUGUGGAUCCUAUAGAAACUGAUGAGGAUAGAACUAAGGCUCUCACUAGUAUCAAUAAUCUCUUGGAGAAAGCGGAUAAGGUGUAUAGACAGCUGAUAGCUAAUAAGCCUGAGUUAGAACGCCUCCUGAUAUUGGUGCAAGACGGAGAAUCUGAUGAUUCUCCUGCUAACACUAUAUCUCCAGUUAACAAGUCUAUUCAUCAGUUGAGUCAGAAGUACUGUGUUGAGUGCAGGAAAAUAUCAAUAUUUAUUUUUUUGAUUUUUUUAUAUUAUUACAGGGGGUCAUGUCACCUCCCCCCCUUUUAUUUUGGGGUCGGUGUAGUUUCUAAUCUAGGCCUGGUGUCUGAGCUUCUUAAUCUGAAUUUAAGACGAGGAUCUUCUUCCACUAGGAGUUCUGUCCAAGGAUUGAUCUGUCUACUGACCAAGGAUAACCAGGAAGCAACUGAUCAACUGAAUUCUCUUCUAUAUGACAAGAUCAAUACUGCUCUAAGAGGAAGUGACCAGGCUCUUGGUAGUAUACGCCAGGAGAUGAUACUUCUGUCAGCUGUUGUCAAGCAGAUGGAUUCUUGCUGGGAGAGUAGGCUUAGAACCCUUAUCAAGCUAUUCAUCCAGGCAGCAAGGCAAGGGAACUCUCCCACCGUGCUGGAAUCCAUCACCCUGCCUUGUCUUAACAUUAUCCAGGACAUACUCCAAUCCUACAAGGUUCCUUUGUCCCCUCGCAAGAAGGAAAAAUCUGCUAGUCCAGAAUUAGAAGUUCAGAAAUAUGCCCCUAUUGAUAUACAGGGUUGGUUGAAUGGUGAGCUAGGGUUCAAGGAUUGGCAGGCGCAAGAUCAGGUUCUAGAAGAGCAGACUACUGAUAAAAGAAUCAUUCAGAAGUAUUUUACAAGAUGGAGAGAGAGUGCAGUGAACAAAACCUGGAAUAGAACCCAGCCUAGACUUCAGGAUAGAACAUAUCUCAAGCAGAUCCUCUUCAAUAGAUCCUGCAGGGGGGCCAGGGAGGUCACAGCCAACCUCAUCCUCAAGUUCAUGGAGUCGGGACCUCCGGACCGUAAGAGGGACAUGGUGGACACUCUGACAUCCUUCCUGUCCGAGGUUGGGAGGUCGGGGGAGGCCAGUAAAGAGUUCAUCAACCUCUACAGAAAGGUUGUUGAAAAUGGGGACUGGCAUUACUACCUGGCUAUUAAGGGGGUUCUCCAGGUGCUCGCCAAGCUGAUCGAAACCGAGAUUAACUAUUUCGGAUUUCUAGAGCAAACCAGGCUGAGUUCUGAUCUAGCCCUGGGUUAUGCUGUCAAGGAGUUGACCAGCCUACUCUCUAGCCUACUCCAACACUCUAGGAUUAAGACCAACUAUAAGUCUAAGCUUGUUUCCGCUGUGCUAGGUGGAUAUUUGUCCCUGAGACGUCUUGUUAUCCAAAGAACUAAGAUGAUCGAUGAGACCCAGGAUAGUUUGCUGGAACUACUGGAGGAUCUCACCUCAGGAACAGAGGAGGAAACCAGAGCGUUCAUGAAGUGCUGUGUGGAGACGGUUCAACGGUAUCCUCCAGACGAUCAUCUUACUCCGGUCUUUAUAUUUGAACGUCUGUGUUCUAUCAUAUUCCCAGAGGAGGCCCAUACUGGUGAGUUCUAUAUGAUCCUGGAGAAGGAUUCUCAACAGGAGGAGUUCCUUCAGGGUCGAAUGUUGGGGAAUCCUUACUCUAGUAAAGAGCCUGGACUGGGUCCUCUCAUGCGGGAGGUAAAGAACAAGAUAUGUAUGGAUUGUGAGCUGGUAGCCCUACUUGAGGAUGAUAAUGGGAUGGAGCUCCUUGUCAACAAUAAGAUCAUCAGUCUGGAUCUUCCAGUGCAGGAGGUCUUUAACAAGGUCUGGCUCCCAGAGAUGGGAGAAGGAAUACCUAUGAGGAUUAUCUACAGAAUGAGAGGACUGUUGGGAGAUGCUACUGAGGAGUUUAUUGAAAGCUUGGAUAAAAAGGAAGGAGAGACAAGUGAUGAUGAGGAAAUUUAUAAGCUAGCGGAGGUUCUUGGAGAAUGCGGAGGCUUGAAGGUGAUGUUAGAUAAACUCUCCAGCAUCCAUUCUCUUUCCAGCAAGACCUUGAUGGCAGUUAUCCUGAAACUGUUGGGAUACUGUUGUAAACUCCAGUCUAACCGUCAGAAGCUUCUAAGUCCUGAUCUGAGAACAACAACAACUAUGCUGAGAUCUCUUCAACUCUGUUUAUCUGCCGGUGAGGGUCAAACUGUCGUAGUGGCAGGGCAACCUAGUCUUACAGAAACUAUUCUUGAGCUCAUGGAGAAGCUGUUAGUUGAGGCAGCCACCAGUCUCAAGUCUGUUGUAGAUUAUCAAGGGUUUGCGUCUUCUACUGAGGCUGAGAUAACAACACUAUUGGAUCAUGCUGUUCACAUGAAACCUGGAACAGAUCUUCAUCAUAGACUCAUGAGAGUUCUACCCUUCCUCACCUACGCCAACCCUGACAAUAUGAAGCUGGUGAUCAACCACUUCACGGAGGUUCUCAACUUCAACAGGUUUGACGAGGGGCACACCAGCGAGGAUGAAGCAAGGCUAGAAGCCUGGGUUGCACUCUGUGAUGGUAUAGAACGAAGUGAGCUAGGAAACACAAUGAAGAAUGAAAUACUAAGCCUGGGUAUCCUGGCAAGGUGUACAGAUUAUAUCAAGGAGAAUGCUCCCCCCAGCAAGGAUAUUCUACUGAAGACGGACAGCCCGGCCUGGAAGGAGUUCUCUAUGAAGCCCAGCAUCAAGUUUAUUCUCCGAGCUCUGGUUGGAUUAGCCUCAGGGCACUCUCAAACACAGGAGGCAUUAGCUGGAACUGUUAUCGGAGAACUGCAUCUUCUAGAACAGAUGUCUAGUGAUGAACAUCUAGGUUCUCUUGCGUAGAUUUUCUGAUCAGUGGGAAGUUCCAUUUUCUCAAAAAUUUAGAUUUUAAAUUAACUCUGUAUUAUUUCCUGUUCAUGCAGGCCUAUUGUGCACAAAAAUACCAAUUAAAAAAACUUAACUGUUCAACUUUUACAUAAAGCGGAAAUGGACAUAUAAAANGUUAAAGCUGAGCAGUCCUUGCUUCAGCAGUUCCAGGGUAUAGGAGAAGAGUCUGGUCUAGCUUGUGUUAUCUGUAGGGAAGGAUACAGGUUCCAACCUAGUAAAGUCCUGGCUAUCUACACCUUUACUAGACGGUGCUCUCUAGAGGAUGCAGAGAAGGGUGGAAGGAAGACUAUGGGGUUCUCAACUGUAUCCCAUUUCAACCUUGUUCAUGUUGAUUGUCAUCUAGCCGCUGUUAGACAGGCGCGUGGUCGUGAGGAAUGGGAGAGUGCUCUGCUGCAGAAUGCGAACACUAAGUGUAACGGACUUCUUCCUCUCUGGGGUCCAGGGGUCACGGAGUCAGCUUAUGCUGCUUGUCUUGCCAGGCAUAACACUUACCUGACAGAGGCAACAGGGCAGCGAGAUAUUGGAUACCAGAGUACUAUCCACGACCUGAAGCUCCUCCUGAUCAAGUUUGCACAAGAGAAGAGUUUCAGUGUUGACAGUGGUGGUGGAGGUCCUCAAUCCAACCUUCAUCUACUACCCUACCUAGUACAUAUGGCACUCUAUACCAUUAACUCCUCUAGGGCAAGUGGGCGUGAAACCCGACAGUUGGAGGCGUGGCUAGAUGCCCCUCCCACCCUAUGGCACAGCCAGUCCUUAAGUGUUGAUGGACCAUUCUAUCAAACUAUCCUGGCUCUUCUUCUUCUCUCACCAUCCGUCUGGUCUGCUAGAAGAGCACAGUUUAUUCUCCGAGCUCUGGUUGGAUUGGCCUCAGGGCACUCUCAGACACAGGAGGCAUUAGCAGGAACUGUUAUCGGAGAACUGCAUCUUCUAGAACAGAUGUCUAGUGAUGAACAUCUAGGUUCUCUUGCGGAGGCUGUUUUAGAAGCUGUACGAGAUCAUCCGGAGGUUGGAGUAAAAGUUGACGAGGUCAGAAAGGCCACUAAGGAGGAGAAGAAGAAGCUAGCUAUGGCAAUGAGAGCCAAGCAGCUGAAAUCUAUCGGUCUGAAGACUAAUGAGAAAGGACAGGUUAAAGCUGAGCAGUCCUUGCUUCAGCAGUUCCAGGGUAUAGGAGAAGAGUCUGGUCUAGCUUGUGUUAUCUGUAGGGAAGGAUACAGGUUCCAAUACAUUUUAUCUAUUGUUUUAUUUAGGCAUAACACUUACCUGACAGAGGCAACAGGGCAGCGAGAUAUUGGAUACCAGAGUACUAUCCACGACCUGAAGCUCCUCCUGAUCAAGUUUGCACAAGAGAAGAGUUUCAGUGUUGACAGUGGUGGUGGAGGUCCUCAAUCCAACCUUCAUCUACUACCCUACCUAGUACAUAUGGCACUCUAUACCAUUAACUCCUCUAGGGCAAGUGGGCGUGAAACCCGACAGUUGGAGGCGUGGCUAGAUGCCCCUCCCACCCUAUGGCACAGCCAGUCCUUAAGUGUUGAUGGACCAUUCUAUCAAACUAUCCUGGCUCUUCUUCUUCUCUCACCAUCCGUCUGGUCUGCUAGAAGAGCACAGAUUCUGCAGAGAUUGCUUCUGACAGCUCAGGUUCGUGCAGCUGAGCAGAACACGUCGGUUAACCUAGUGGAGGUUGCAGAGUACACGGUGUACAGGCAGACAGUUCUAUUCUUCGCUAUUACAGAUCUUAUCAUCAGGGAGAUGUUUACUGGGAUACAGGAGAACCAGGGACAGGAAUGGUGUGUAACACUAGCGGACUGGAUUAGAAACAGUGAUGAGAUAAUAUUGAGCCGAUCCACUAGUAUCCUUCAAACCUUUCAACAAGAUCUUAUUCCAGCCCAAGAUAUGAGUGAGGUUCUUGAUGUGUGUGGGUUACUCACAGAGAUACCUUCAGCUCCAAGCUCCAUCUUGGAGGUUCUAUCACUCCUACCUCCAACAAGUUAGUUUUGCUCCAAUACUGGAGGUACUAUCCCUCCCACCUCCAACAAGCUAGCUUCUAUCUCUAUACUGGAGGAUAACGAAAACAUAUUAAGAAAAAAAAUAUAUAAAAUAUAAUAUUCAUAUCUAAUCCCCGUUCGCUUUAAUCAAGUAACACUUUAAAACAAUCGAAUUAUCAAUUUUUGAUUUGUUUUUGAGAAACUUGAAAUUUUUUUGUGUGCAAAAUGUCAAACAUGAUAAAAUUUGUGUGAUUUUCCGAUUAUUAUUAUUUUCUGCAUCACAAUUCACAAUUCACAAUUCACAUGCUUUAAUUUUUGUUUUUGUGAGUUUAAAAUUGUUUAGUAUUUGUUAGAUUCAAUUAUUGCUUUUAAUGUUUCAUCUUCAACCAAUUUGUGAUCUUGUAUUUUGGUUCCUUGGCGGCAAUCCAAAAUAUACAAGUAACAAGGAGGUUGUUUAAUAAAUAUUUAAUCACUCUU